This is a messenger RNA of Lindgomyces ingoldianus, 3053 nucleotides long. RefSeq lists its product as uncharacterized. The coding region runs from base 159 to 3053 and encodes 964 amino acids. NCBI's taxonomy places the organism in Eukaryota, Fungi, Ascomycota, Dothideomycetes, Pleosporales, Lindgomycetaceae. The transcript is spliced from 2 exons. The record is from RefSeq and is a predicted model, not a curated record.
CCGCAACCCCAGGCGCGAAUGUGUCGUGGAGCAACAGUCGCUUAACCCUAACACUUCUGUCUACAAGAAGAAAUGGAUAACAUCCUCACUUUCGUUUGACCUCUGUGGUUAUUUCGCUUUUAUGCCUGCCACAUCACCAGAAUCGCUCUCGGUAAAGAAUGGAUCUUAUACCGACGCCUCUGGAGUCAAUCCCAGGAGUCAAGGUACCAUUAAUGAGCAUAAUCCCCUACGAUUUCAAGGAUUUCUCUGAAUUCCCCCAACGACAUGGAUUUGAGCUAGAACAGCUACUUGCUGCCGAUCAAGCACCUGUAUUGAUCGCAUCUGUUAUGCAGUCGUGGCUCUUCUUCGGUCUACUCUCUGAAUUCUUUCAGAGACCAGUCAACACUAAGGAAUUUUCAAGCCUCGAUAAUUCAUCCAGCUCCAGGGUUAUCAGUUUGAGACCUCUUGGGCCGCUCCUCAGAUCUCAGCCUCGUAACGUCGACCUUAAAGGUCGCUGUGCCUUAGUAGAGCGUGCUACGGACGGUUUGCGCUUCCUGGAAGAUAGCCCUGUUUACCAACAGUAUACUCCUCCAAUUUCCGAGAUCGGCUUGUCUGUUAGGAUGCUUAUAUACGCUCUUGCGCCUGAAUCCGGAGGGCCUAUCAUUAAGCUCAGUCCGCAUCCUUUGAUCUCAAGGAGACUGAGGGAUGCUGGAUGGUGUCCUUCGCAUAUUCGACGAAUAGAAGGAUUGAAAAAUGAUUUGCUUGGGUACUACCUAUCGCUCCUCCGUCGCCCCAACCCUCGAGGCUUCCGCCAUGAUGCUUGUCCACCAACGAACUGCGAAGCAAGUAGCACAUCGCUAUCCAAAGAUUACGUUAGCCGUCAUACUCACGUCGAUGGGGGUCCUUGCCCUCUAAUCCAUGUCGACCAGAAGCAAGUGAGGGCCAUUAUUGCGAACGGCGACAUCCCUCUAAUUUCCAUACAAUUCUCGUCCACUGGAGCUAUUACCUUAAAAACUCGCCCGGCACAAUCACGAGAUCGCUUUAUAGCAAUAUCACAUGUCUGGUCUGACGGCCUUGGAAAUCCAAAUUCGAAUGCCCUACCAAGAUGCCAACUAAACCAACUUGGAGCCUACCUACAACAACUACCUCACCCUUCCACUCAGCCAGUGGACGGCGAUUUUCGCUCAGUCUUCAGCUACGGCCCGGUUUCCGUCGACCUCGCGAAGCUUAGCAUAAUUCUUCGAAAGUCAAAACGUCCAACGUGGUUCUGGAUGGAUACCCUCUGUAUUCCUAUCUCGACAGACUCUGCAGACAAAGAAACAAAGGAGCUGAAAAAGCGAGCUAUUGAUUUAAUGGCUGUCAUUUACGGGAGUGCAUCCCAGAUCUUAGUCUUAGACUCAAGCAUUCAACAAUCUCGGAUUAGCACCAUGGAUACAAGCGAGAUGCUCGCACGUAUUUCUUUCAGUAAUUGGAUGGGACGUUGUUGGACACUACAAGAGGGCGCUCUCAGUCCCUACGUCUACUUUCAAUGCGCAGAUGGAGCUAUAAACAUCCUCAGUGCUUUACCAAGGCCUCGCUUUCCUCAAAAUUUGUUUAUUCAUCCUGCGUCUUUUCGCCUAACUGAUUUGUCAGGCACCCUACAAUCUUUGAAAUGGACGUGGCAGCACAGUACAGAGUUGCACCAUUACAAUUCCUGUCACAUCCGUGGGAAUAUCGAACAACUGAUCUAUAAUACUCUGUAUUCACUGUGUACGACUUCGUUGCACAUUUCUGGCCAAUCCAAAGCCCAGAACUUCUACAAGCUCCCCUUGGCUCAAAUACCCCUUCUGACCGCCCAAUGGGUGCAAGAGUUGGUUUCCGUUUGGAACGCCCUAUCCAUUCGUACAACCACCAUGGCAGAAGACCUUCCUGCCAUAUUUGCCAACCUACUCGGUCUAAACGCAUACCAUGUUCUCGGGCUUCCUCCUCAGGAAAGAUUGAGGGCGAUAAUUGAAGCUGGUGAUGCGCUGCCUGUUUCCUUUUUGUACAACUGCGGACCUCGGGUGCGACCGAACGAGAAUCAUCGAGGCCGCUGGAUCCCAACUGUUCUCAAUCGCUAUGCUCUUAAUGAGAUGCCCUUAAUGCGUUUCGAUGCGGCUCGAAAUGUUUUGCUGCGGACCUCAGACAUGCUCCAUCAUGAGGUCCAUAUCAGUCCAACGUUCCUGCUCUUUCAACGAAGUUUGCCAAUCGUCCUCGAAGAGUUCAUUGUAAAAACUAAAGAUGGGAAACUAUGGAAAAUCAUAUGCCAUCGUGACGAAGAUGAUCAGUUGGAUUGCGGGCCAUUUAAGUGCACUGGCCUUCUCAUUAGAAGUGCCUAUGGCCAGGGAUGCUGUCUCCGUCUUAUGCAUGGCGUUGAAAAUACCAAGUUCGAAGGGAUAUAUGAUUGUCCUUGCACAGUUAAAGAACUCCAGGAGGAUGACUUGGAUAUUUCCAGCAGAGAUUUAUUCUCCGCCGACCAGAUCGACUCAUGGACGAUUAAGCUUCUCAACGACUCGGAUCCUGCUAUCGCCCUGAAGCCCCGUAUUUCCCAGAGCCCAAAAAUGACGUUCUUCAAUCCGAACGAGAGUGCACACUGGCUCUUACGCUUUCUUUCGAUUUGGUUACCUUUGAUUCCAUUGAUAUUGGUACCUAUGAUUCUUCGUAUCUACAUCGCUGCCCAUUCUGAAUGGUCUACGCUAUCAACUAUAGGCCGUGCAUCUCUCAUAGCUUUUAUCGUUCAGCGCAUUCCCACUCCACUGUCAUUCUUCCCAAUAACGCAAGCCCUUUUCAUUGUCGACCGAAAACAAUCUGUGGGAGGAUUAUGUUCAUUGGAUAUUGCGUACGUUGUCUUGGAUCUGAUAUGGAUUGCAUAUGUUGGUUUUGCUUUUGCACUCACUGUACAGCAGUGGGUUCAGUAUCGCUUUGAAUACCAACUUUCUGUCUUAAAGCAGGACUGGAAGCAGGAACCUGAUAUUGGCAAAGUGUGGACCGUGAUACAGAGUCACUUGCCUGGUAGCUGGAGGAGGAGGAUAGAAAAGGUUAUGUUUAACCCCUGA